GUGGGCAAACACCGCAACAGCCACAGCUCCCGCACCGCCGCAGCGCCCCCACGCCCACGCCCACGCCCUCGAACUCCGACGACAAACCCUCCCCUGCGCGCCCUAGCCCAUCGCCGCCAUGCGCGGCGGCGGGCUGCUCCGGGCCCUGGCGGGCAGGUUGCGCGCGGCCCUCGUCGGCCGCAUCCGCUACGGCGGUGGCCGGGCCCACGGCGGAGGUGGCGGCCCGGCUGCGAGGGGAGGUCACGUGGUGAGGACCGAUGUAUCCACCGGCGAGAGCGGGCGGGGCUCGUACAAGGGGGGAGGCUCGUACGGCGGGAGGACCAGCGAGGGCGGGCAGGGCUCGUACCAGGCGGGAGGCUCAUACGGCGGGAGGACCGGCGAGGGCGGGCAGGGCUCGUACCAGGCGGGAGGCUCAUACGGCGGGAGGACCGGCGAGGGCGGGCAGGGCUCGUACCAGGCGGGAGGCUCAUACGGCGGGAGGUCCGGCGGAGACGGCGCCGGGCAUGGACACGGAGGGAGCGCACGGGGUGGGCACGGCGCGCGCGGAUCGGACCAUGAGCAGGCCAACGGUUUCUGGGGAGGCCUUCGGCGCCGCCUGAAGAAGACGCUUGAUGAGCGUGACCUGCUGGAGAACCUCGAGGAGCUGCAUUACCAAGUGGAGAGAAUCGAAAGGAUCCAGAACUUACCGGAGAGGAUCGCAGCCAUUGGGCAGAAGUUUCAUGAUCAUUGGGUUACGGUCAGCCUUGCCUUCAGCACAAUGUAUGCAACUGUAUCAGGAAAGGUCCAGGACCAGGCCGUUUCAGUGAAGGCCAAGAUGAUUGACCAGGCCGUUUCAGUGAAGGCCAAGAUGAUAGGAGUGAAGGAUAAACUGAAGGAAAGGCUCUCUCCGCAGAAGGUCAGACCGAACGACGAUCAGCCGGAAGAUGAACCUAUUGCCAUACCAUUGGCAACAGAUUUCUCUCCAUGAGCCGGUACUGAAGACGGCUGUAUUAGUCUCACAACAACGCUUGUCUUUUUUUCAUCAGUGUCUUGCUGUAGCUUGUUAGAUACUGAUCACUGAAUCAGCUUCUGUUCUGGGCAAGUCGGGCAAAAACCAUCUUGCCAACAAUUACCUGAUGUGUGCUGGCUCAGUUCAUGAGCAGAUGGAUGCAUCUCUUGUAUGCGCUACUGUCAGGGCGAGAACAGUAGCAAAUUAGCUGCAACAGCCCUUGUAUGUUUGCCAAGUCCGCCCGCUGAAUCAGGGGCUGCCCUCUGCAUGUGAAAACUUACUCUUCAGUUGCAAGGACAAUUUCUUAAAUUCUCAGGCAA
Triticum urartu is the source of this 1308-nucleotide messenger RNA. The record is from RefSeq and is a predicted model, not a curated record. NCBI's taxonomy places the organism in Eukaryota, Viridiplantae, Streptophyta, Magnoliopsida, Poales, Poaceae.